UUAAACGAAACAUUCCAUUAAAUUUUGUCAAUUAUAUUUAUUAUUUUGUAUGCAUUUGAAACAAAUGCAUACUGACACCUUGAUCACUGUAAGACCAACAUUACUAACAAAAAUUAUAUACAUAUAAAAAUGGCGUUUUCGAAACCAAAGGAAAUGAUAUUAAAUUUCGCAAGUGUAUAUUUUCAAUACCUUUAUAGUAAUCCGGUUAAAACAAAAGCAAUUUCCAGCUGCAUUAUUAAUGUUUUGGGAAACUUAGUACACCAGAAGUUAACUGGCGGGAAAUCUAUAGAUGAAGAUAGACUUAUUGCAUUUGGUCUUUUUGGAUUGUUAUUAGGAGGUUCUGUACCACAUUACUUUUAUUUAUACACACAUUCCUUGAGAAAAUAUCCAUUGACUUUGCUUUUGAUAGAAAGAUUGGUUUAUACACCUUGUUUUCAAGCAUUAACGUUAUACAUACUUGCUCGAUUAGAGGGUAAAUCUCACAAAGCCUCUAAAGAACAAUUACAAAAGCUUUACUGGCCCGUUCUUCUAGCUAAUCUCAAAUAUUUAACUAUAUUUCAAUUUAUCAAUGUAAAAUAUGUUCCUUCAGUGUUACGCACAUUAAUAUUAGAUAUAAUCAGUUUUAUAUGGUCGAUUUAUCUCACUAAUGAAUGCAAAAAAUCAACUGUUACUGAUAAGAAAUCAAAGAAAUAAUAUCUUAAUAUAAUGUUAUUGAUUUCAAUUGGUACGUAUUAAAAAAAUGAAAUAAACGAAACAAAAGUAACACACACAUAUAUAUAUAUAUAUAUAGGUUUAUAUGAAUUAUAUAAUAAAAAUGUAAAGAUUGUUUAAAUUAAUAUUUGGGAUGUAUUUCAUGAAAUAUAUUGUAUAAAGUUGUUUGCAAAUAAAUGUGGUUAUUGGUGUAAUUAAUAAA
This is a messenger RNA of Vespa mandarinia (Asian giant hornet), 913 nucleotides long. RefSeq names its product peroxisomal membrane protein 2. The record is from RefSeq and is a predicted model, not a curated record. Gene Ontology annotation, cellular component: peroxisomal membrane; cytoplasm. Lineage: Eukaryota; Metazoa; Arthropoda; Insecta; Hymenoptera; Vespidae.